Oppiella nova is the source of this 1827-nucleotide messenger RNA. NCBI's taxonomy places the organism in Eukaryota, Metazoa, Arthropoda, Arachnida, Sarcoptiformes, Oppiidae. The record is from the annotation of a GenBank genome assembly.
UAAAAUAAUAUGAAAAUAAUAUUAUUAUUAGGCUUAUUUUAUUUGUCGGUAAAUGGACUGCCAUUUUCCGAUGAACCUGGUAAAACAUGGGUAGUAUUAUGCGCCGGAUGGAAAGGUUACCAAGGCGGUGGUUAUAGUAUACAGGCAAACGUGUACCAUGCUUACCAAGUAAUCCAUGCUCAAGGUAUCCCCGAUGAGAAUAUAAUAGUCAUGCACUACGACGACCUGGCUUACCAUAAAUCAAACCCUACACCCGGUAUAGUCGUACAAAAAGUGAACGGCACUGAUGUCUAUAAGGGGGUACCCAAGGACUACACGGGCGAUGAAGUCACGCCUAAAAACUUUUUAGGUGUACUUAAAGGGGACCCGGAAUUAGUCAAAAAGGGUAAACGUGUGGUGAAUAGUGGACCCAAUGAUAACGUGUUUGUAUAUUUCAUUGACCAUGGUGGUCCUGAUAUAGUGUCGUUCCCGCGGGGAUACCUAUACGGGGAGGAACUGGUGGCUGCGCUCAAGGAUAUGCACCAAAGCAAGCGAUUUGCGAAACUAGUGUUUUAUUUAGAGGCGUGUGAAUCGGGGUCCAUGUUCAAACUACUGCCGACUGACAUAAAUGUUUACGCGAUAACCUCAUCCAAUGCUACUGAACUGAGCUGGGAGUGUGACUGGGACGAGUCCCGUAAAGUGUACCUGGGUGGUUAUUUUGCCUUUAGCUGGUUGGACGACUGCGAGCACCGGGAUCUGCAAAAGGAGUCCCUUCAGGAGCAGUUUGAUCACAUGAAAAAACAGUUGGAUAUCCCGGGUCCCGACCCCCAAAAGGAGCCUCACCAACAGCACCCGAUGCAAUUUGGGGACCUGUCCAUCACUAAGUUACCUGCCUCACAGUUUUUAGGAUAUAAAAAAGUCAAUGAAAAGAUUAAUAAGGAGCCGUUGGAUAUGAAAAUGCAUCAAGCACAAAUUGAGACCACACAUGAAAUUGAGUAUACUCAAGAAUUACAGAAUUUAAUACUAUUCCGCGAAUACGUGGAUAACGUGUUCAAUGAAUACGUGAAUAGUAUUCAACACUUAAUGCCAAACAUCGCAACCAAUGCUAUACUCCAUACGAAACAAGAGCUCAAUAAUAGACACUGUUAUCGACAACUGGUCGACACUUUCCACCAAAACUGCUUUAAUUUGAAUCAAUUUGCACUUUUCGCACAGACUGAUACUGGUUCAAUGUUUGAGAAAUUGCUACGAAAUGAUCUCAAUAUUUAUGUGACAACAUCAGCAAAACCCGAUGAACUGAGCUCGGCCACCUAUUAUGAUAUACUCAGAAAGACCUACCUUGGUGAUUGUUAUAGCGUUGCCUUGAUAGAAAAUAGUGAAACCCAAGAUUUAGAUAUAGAGACUCUACAGGCUCAGUUUGAGUAUAUCAGCAAAAAUGUAAACACCUCUACACCGCAGCAAUAUGGUGAUGUUUCAAUUGCUAAAUUACCAGUGUCACAAUUUAUUGGUUAUAAGCCCACAGGUUAUAUACAAAGUAAACCGGUAUAUAUUAAUGAUGGUGAUAUGGAAGUGGUGAAUCCAAGAGAUAUACCGGUGCUAUUGGCACAGAAAAAUAUUGCCACCACUAAUGAUAUCAAUGAGAAACAAAGGUAUGUCGAAAAGUUGGAGACUAUACUGAAAGGUCGCAAAUACAUGGAUAACGUGUUGUAUGAAUACGUGAAUAGUAUUCAACACUUCAUACCAAACAUCGCAACCAAUGCUAUACUCCAUACGAAACAAGAGCUCAAUAAUAGACACUGUUAUCGACAACUGGUCGACACUUUCCAUCAAAACUGCUUUAAUUUGAAU